UGAAAGGGAGCCGCGCCGGCGGCGGCGGCUGCUGCUCCUCCAGCUCCGGCGAGGCGGUGUGGAGGCUGGCUCGGGUGGGCUGGCGGGGAGCGCCUUCGCCCGCCGGCCCGCUCUUCCGUCCGUCCGCCUGCCUGCCUGCCUGCCUCGUGCGCGCCUCGCCGCUCCACGCCGGGCUGGCCAUCCGGCCCGCCCCUUCGCUCGCGUGCUCCGGCGCCCCGAUCUAUGGCGGAAGCGCCCCGCCGGGCCACCCAGAGGCCGCGGUGGACGGUCAGCCCCAGGCGGCGGCAACAGCAGCGGCAGAGGCGUCCCGGGCGGGGGCUGCCUGCCAUGCGCGCCGGAAGGGUGCGGCCUUCCCGAACCGAAGGCAGCAGUCGGAGGACACAGUGAGGCUGCCCCGUAAUUGGAUGGUUCCGGCCUUGAGAUGGCGGCUCUGUAUGGCAGCGAGGUGAAGUGUGUCAGCGUUGAAUGGGAUUUCCUGCAGGGCUUACUAGUGAAGAACCAGCCAGUGCCCUGCCUACAGGCCCUGCGUAAGGAGAAGUCCCGCAACGCGGCUCGCUCCCGCCGAGGCAAGGAGAACUUUGAGUUCUACGAACUGGCCAAGAUGUUGCCGCUGCCCGGAGCCAUCACCAGCCAGCUGGACAAGGCCUCCAUCGUCCGCCUUACCAUCAGUUACCUCAAGAUGCGUGACUUUGCCAACCACGGCGACCCGCCCUGGAGCCUGCGAGCUGACGGGCCUUCCCCGGCUGGCAAAGCUUCUAGCCGGAGGAAUGGGAGCACGCUGUUAACAGAGCUCUUUGAACAGCACUUAGGCGGCCACAUCCUGCAGUCUCUGGAUGGGUUUGUGUUUGCACUGAACCAAGAGGGAAAAUUCCUUUACAUCUCCGAGACAGUGUCUAUUUACCUCGGGCUCUCGCAGGUAGAGCUAACUGGCAGCAGUAUCUUCGAUUACGUCCACCCAGGGGACCACCCUGAAGUUGCUGAACAGCUGGGCUUAAAGUCACCCUCUGACACGUCCCGUUCCAGUCGUCAGAAAGCAUCCAGUCUAGUGGCUGCCUCCUCUUCUUCCGGACUGUCAGAGGCUUCCGAAUCUGAUGCAGCCAGCUCCCGUCCUGCUGAGAGCGAUGCUUUGGAACGCUCCUUUUUCAUCCGCCUGAAAUCCACCCUCACUAAGAGGGGGCUUCAUGUGAAGACCUCUGGCUACAAGGUGAUUCAUGUGACGGGCCGCCUUCGCCCCCGACUGCCGUCCUUCUCCCACUCCCACUCCAUCCUGGGCCGUGUGAUGGGGCUGGUGGCGCUGGCCCACACUCUGCCCCCUUCCACCCUCAGCGAGGUGCGCAUUGAGUGCCACAUGUUUGUCUUCCGGGUCAACAUGGACUUGCAGAUCGUGUACUGUGAGAGCAGGAUCAGCGAUUAUAUGGACUUCUGCCCUUCUGAGCUCGUUGGCAAAAGCUGUUACCGGUUCAUUCACGGCGAGGAUGUGGAGGGAAUCCGGCAAAGCCAUCUGGACUUGUUAAACAAGGGGCAGGUGGUGACCCAAUAUUACCGCUGGCUGCAAAAGAACGGGGGCUUUGUAUGGAUCCAGUCCUGCGCGACCAUCUCGGUCAACGUCAAGAACCCCAGUGAGAAGAACAUGGUCUGGGUGAACUACAUCCUCAGCAAGCCUGAGUAUAAAACCACAGCGCUGGACAUAUUCCAACUACCUGGGAUCCCUGCAAGGCAGACGGAGGCCCCGGAGGCAGGGCCAGAUUUCAAAGAGAACAGCCUUGCCAAAGAGAACAGCCAAGGGAAGCUUUACUCCCCCAACAAACCUGGCUCCAUAGCCAAAGCCUACCCCAGGAGUGUGGUGGAGACCGUGGCCCAGUGCCACGUGGCGGAGACUGACUCAAGUGGCCCCGGCAGGAGCUACCGAGACGAGGAGGUGUCGGAGGACGGCGGUGGGACUGACACGGAGGGACCUCCCCGCAAGCGUAUCAAGCUGGAGUUCCGGCCAGAGAGCCCCAUGCAGGAGGCAAAGGACGCCUCACUCACCAGCUCCGAGGAGUCGGACAGUGGCAGUGAAUCAGAGCUGGGUCUCCUCCCCCAGCAGAAGGGGCCUCUGGUUGCAAAAGCAAAUGGCUGCAAGGCUGGUGGGCGGAGGAGCGCAGGGCCCAGCCGCCCCUGCACGUCAGAGUUUGCCUCUGUCAUCCAAACCCAAAAGAGCUCAGCUCUGAAAGCCAACCCAGCACUUAGUGUUAAAUCGGAGCAAGUCCCUGGUGCCAAAGCAGCACCAUGGCCCUGUCCUGCCGCCCGAAAGGGCAGUCCUUACACUGUGAACAAAGCACUUAGCUUAGAGAAGCCCACUUUGAGACAAGCCUCUUCUCAUCUGUACGUCUCCAUCCCAGACUCUGUGCUCACACCGCCCGAGAUGGACAACAGCACCUCGAAAGGACCUUUUGGUGCCUCUCCCCGGACCAUCCCGGUGGCCUCCUCUUCGGCGGACACUCUCUCGCCCCCGCUCUCGGGCUCUCCGUGUGAGGAGAGGGCCGCAUCAACGCCGUUCACCCCGCUGGUCUACCCUGCUGAUAUGGAGGUGCUGCAGCGGUUCCAUGCAGGCAAUGUUGUCGUGCCACUGGUGCACCAGCUGGGCAGCCCCCAUGCCAGCACGUCCGGCUCCCAGGGCCUCUAUGCCACCAGCACCAUCAGGUACGCCCCUGCUGAUGUGACACUAGCCAUGCCGAGCAACGUGCUGCCACCCUCCCAUCCUAUCAACCUCAUGGACAUCAGCAGUGCCGAGGCCAAGACGUCCCGAGAACUCAUGUACCACCACCUGCAACGGCUGAACAUGGUUGUGCCGUUUGGAAAUUCUGGUGGCUUGGCCCAGAUUUCAGGGGGAGCAUUUGCUGCUACGGACGCCUUGUUUUCCCCACUACCCUUCCCGGUGGCUGGCAGUGGAGUCCACGGCACUUCGGCUUUGGAACGCAAGGAGGACUGAGUCUGUGACCAAGUUAGCAUCUUCUUCUGCUCCCCAAACCGUGGCCAAAGUCCGUGUUGGGCAGAGCGAUUGAUAAAAGGUGCUGUGUGGCCUUUUAUAGGAAAGCUUGGUGCCACCAUUCUCACCACCCGGGGAAGAAAUCUUUCUUCUGGAACAAAUCCCUGGGCAUCUCCUCUCUCCUCAGCACCCCUUUCUAAGCUUCGGUGCAGGUCAGUAGAGGGGCCAUCUCCUCCUCACUCUGCGUUCCACUCCUGCUCCUUGCCUGGCCACCCAGAUGCUGCUGUUUUAAACUGAUGUUGUUUGUAGAGAGAGUUCAGGAGGUAACUCGAUGUAAACAGAGUGUAGAGUCGGCACAGCCUUUCUGGGAAAGAUGAAAGUCAGAAGAAACAUUUGUUUCUUGUUCUCGCCUGUCUUCCUGCUGCUACAAGUUGACUUACUUCUACCACCAUUUUUGCUGGGGACUUUGGGUGUGUGCUGGGGGGGGGUAUAUUUAGGCCCUGCAGAUUUGUCUGUUGACAGGACCACCUGCCUGCUAGCCAAAGCAAGUGUAUUUGCAGAAAUUUGCAUUUGAAAAGCAGGAUUCCACCUCCUUUAAUGCCUCUCCCCCAGUGUGAUUUGUAUCUGUGUAUCACACUAGCAGUUAACAAUUUUUUUGCUUGUGUUAUGCACACUGCACUGUCCCUUGCAAUACAGCAUAGCAGUUGUUCAAAUGUUCAGCGCUGCGUUAUAGAGAAACAAGAAAUCAAAGUGCCCCAUUAUCACACACCCUUAUCUAAUAAUGUCUUACUCUGGUCACGCUUUCCCCUCCUGCAAACAAUGGAUUAACAGCUCAUCCCUUUUUCUUCUGUAGUGCCCAGAUAGAGGGGUAAAGACAGAAAGAAAAGUUGCUGAAACUAGUCUUUAUUGCCUUAUUGCUGAAGGUCCUGCCACUAGCUUAACAGUCUUAAGUGAAAUGUGGUGACAGCACGUGAGGGCUAAUUUCCUAGUGGUUAAAAGCACUUAUGAAAGUGAUAAAAGAUGCUGUACGGAUGAGCCAGUAAUUGAGCAUGGGCAGUUCAGAGAGUGCUGAAUGCGUUGUCACCUCUAAUUACCGGGUGUUAUUAGGCUUCUCAUCCAUCCAUUUAUCUACAUAUGGCUAUUAGCCAUUGCAACAAAAUGGAAAUUCCAUGUGCAGUGGCAGUCUACCAGAGCACCAGAUAUCUACCGGACACCAUCACUGUCACACUGUGUUCCUGAGUUUUCUGGAAGGGACUGCCUGGCUGCUAUUGGGGAAAAAAGCAUGGUGGUCUGAUUCAGCAAGGUUGCUUAUUCCUCCCAUUAUGAAAACUCAGCUCUCGUUUCAAUCCCGUAACCGACAGAAAACUUCUGUAGUUGAGACUCACUGGCACAUGGCAGGACCUUUUCCAUCCAGAGCCAAGAAUGCAGGCUGGAAAAGGGGUGAGACAGGUCGUCAACAUGUGUGAUGACAGCACUUAAAAAGGUAAAAAUGUUAUGCCCUAACGUCUAGCACUUAUCCAAAAUAAAGGCUUGUACAGUUCAGUGGGAAAGGGGUGGGUGGGGGAAACCCACAGCAAGACAGUAGCACUUGGAUGAUGUGAUAUUUUUCUGUGUAACUCAUUGCUAAAGGUGUGUGCGCGUGUGUGCGCACAGUUUUUCUUUCAUUAAUCUACUGUUCUCGUUGGAUAGAUGAAUGUUGUUUCCACUGUUCACUUGUUCUUGACAUUUUGCUGCUUCUUUUGGCGAUCUGAGGUUUCAGAGGAAAUAAAAAUAAAUGGACUCUGU
Molecule: messenger RNA, 4753 nt
Organism: Rhineura floridana
Lineage: Eukaryota; Metazoa; Chordata; Lepidosauria; Squamata; Rhineuridae
Gene: NPAS1
Product: neuronal PAS domain protein 1
Exons: 12
Coding region: 422-2971 (849 amino acids)
Biological process (GO): regulation of transcription by RNA polymerase II
Molecular function (GO): protein dimerization activity; DNA-binding transcription factor activity, RNA polymerase II-specific; RNA polymerase II transcription regulatory region sequence-specific DNA binding
Source: RefSeq, a predicted model, not a curated record